GUGGGGAGGUUCUUUGGAGAAGUUGACGGCUCAGUGAUGGCACGCCUUAUCAAGAUGGGCAUGUUCAAAAGGGUAUCUCUAUACGACUAUCAGGCCAUGUGUAAGAUGGGAGGACAUUCUGCCAGCAGCGCCAGACCCCUUCUUAAUCCCUUCUAUGGUCUGGCGGCUGCUCUAAAAUGGUUCCUCACCAACUUCCUACUAUUUUUACUGGAGUUCAACAUAUGCGGACUCUGGCACUCCGACCACUUUGCUGAAGCCAAGCCCGGCUUCAAAGCGUCGGCCCAGAAGAAGAAGGGAGACAUCCUGCAGCCGUGUGACACGGAGUACCCCAGCUUUCUGUACGAGCCCUCCAUCAAGGAGACCAACAGCCUCAUCAAGUGUGGACGCUGUCAGAAGAUGUUUGUAACCCAGGUGGUCCCUGACAGUAACCUGCUGAUGUUGGUGAUACAGGCAGACUGUGACUGUUCCCGUCAGUACCCUCCUAUCACCAUGGAACCCAAGGAAGUGAAAUAUAUCCUUUAACUUACUGGUUCACUCUCACAAGCCCUCUUCCUGACACAGACAGUGAUUGAAAGAGGUAUAAUGGUGUUGUGGAAGUGGGAUUUGAGAUCUAUGAAUAAGCAGU
Coregonus clupeaformis (lake whitefish) is the source of this 625-nucleotide messenger RNA. Its product is annotated as voltage-dependent calcium channel subunit alpha-2/delta-4-like. The transcript is spliced from 7 exons. NCBI's taxonomy places the organism in Eukaryota, Metazoa, Chordata, Actinopteri, Salmoniformes, Salmonidae. Gene Ontology annotation, cellular component: voltage-gated calcium channel complex. The annotation marks the transcript as partial. Gene Ontology annotation, molecular function: voltage-gated calcium channel activity. The record is from RefSeq and is a predicted model, not a curated record.